Messenger RNA from Conger conger (European conger), 1166 nucleotides. Its product is annotated as transmembrane protein 52-like. The transcript is spliced from 6 exons. The record is from RefSeq and is a predicted model, not a curated record. Lineage: Eukaryota; Metazoa; Chordata; Actinopteri; Anguilliformes; Congridae. Bases 89 to 769 code for a protein of 226 amino acids.
GAUGGAUGGAUGGUUUCUCCAACCGGAGAGGGCCAUUUUUGGGGCCUUGAGAUUUGUAGAAGUUGGGGAUUUCCCAUGUGGAUGAGCAAUGAGGAGCAUCGGAGUUCUGAUAACUUUUUUGGUUUUAUUGGUAUCUUUCAGUGACGCAGAUGAACAUUGUAUAAAAGACUGCCAGAGAGACUUCGAUCCGUCUACUUUGUGGUAUGUUUGGGUGAUUCUUGUAUUUAUAUCUGUUCUCCUUGGAUGCGGAUUCAUCGCGAGCUGCAUCAGGAUGUGCUGCCGACCGAAUAAGCCACCUGUUCCGAUGUUUGAGGCCCAUUCUCUGGAAGUGACCGUGAUUUCCAUGGACAAUGAAAGCACAAUACGCAACAUAAGCCCCGUUUCCUCCUUCUCUGGUUCACAUCCACCUUACCCGUUCACUGCCGGGCCGGACAACAGUUUCUCUCCUCCGCCGUACAACCUGUACGCCAUGGACAGCCUCCCCCAGUACCACGAGGUCGUCGCCAUGCCCACCAAAGUGGAGGAUCCUGGGGAGGUCCAUCAGAUGUGCGCGCCUGAGGAGGAAUCCACGGAGUUUACCCAAGAGACCCUGCAACAAGAUGGCCGCCAAGACGUGCAAGGCACCCAGGGGUUGGAUGAGGAGGAACCACCGGCGUACCAGCCGUACAGUGACAUAGCAGAGGAAGAAUUUAACGAAAUAGAUCUGGGUGAACUUGACCCCACCGAUAGUCACAGGGAAGACGCCAACAUGCACGAACAGAACAUCUGAAGCUGGGCUUCAACCCCCUGUUACAAGGCCGGGAGAUUUGGUAAACACCCAAGACCUACAGUAGACUGCUCUGUCUAAGUACAAAGGUCUCGCACUUGGGACAAAAACGGGGAACGCUGUCCAUACAAAGACAAAAGGCAGUAAUGCGCGGUGUGAGUGCGGGUUUGUUUGUGUAGCUGGAGCCAGUGCCCUAUGGCCUCCAGUCAUCCUGAAUUUCACCACAUCUGAGUGCUUUUGGCACCGAUAAGGCUCUGUGUCACUGUUUACAGUCACGGUCGCUUGAGACUGGCAUGACCGAGGCUUUGCUUUGAUAAGAAACAGUGGGAGCAGAGGGGCCUCCUGCUUUUGUGUGAAACCCUCAUUGUUCUUGUUUCACAGAAGAAGAGCUAAACACCCC